Dentiscutata erythropus is the source of this 1698-nucleotide messenger RNA. NCBI's taxonomy places the organism in Eukaryota, Fungi, Glomeromycota, Glomeromycetes, Diversisporales, Gigasporaceae. The record is from the annotation of a GenBank genome assembly.
AUGCAAAGACUCGUAUUACGCUUUUUGGGCCGUUUUUCUCGAAAAACUUUCAUUCGUAGUGCCUGGAAAAAUUUGAAUAGUUUAAGUGAACACGAUGAACUAGUUGACGCUCUGGAAGCUCUCAUAUCAAUGUCUCAUGAAGAAAACGAAUUCAUUGAACUUAUCACGGUUAUUGCUGAUGUUCUUUCGGAAGCGCCCAUGGCCUCAGCCUUCUUGUGCCAUAUUAUUGAUAGUGCGGCACUUCCUUCUAAAGAAACAUCACAUAAAAUAACGACAAGACUACUUCAAAAACUUAAACCAGGUAGAACUAAACCAAAGAAGCGUAUACGAGUUAAUGUCUCAAUCAUGUGGAGUGUUCUUGCUGAGAAAUUGGCAGGUGAAAUAAGCUUAUCACUAUUUACAGAUAGUGUAUGUAAUACAUUAUUGGAUUAUCUCCAAAAUGAUAAUGAUCCAAGAGUGCGAUUAUUUGCUCUGAUCGCACUAGAAAAAUUUGGCAUGACAGGGCAAAAUAAACAAAAGAUUCUUUCAGCUGAAAAAGAUAUUCAUAAAAUGUUACAAGUGCUAUUAAAAGAAUUAUAUUCAAACGAGAAUUCAACAUUUGACGUUUAUCGUAAAAGACAAUUAAAAUUUUGUGUAGAAUGGGCUUUAAAAAACACUUUUGAUUCUGGCAAGGGAAAUAUAUGGAAUUCCGAUGAUAGUUCGACCAAUCAUAACAUAAAUGUGAUGAUGAAUCCCCUGGAUGCCACUGCUCAUUGGAAACUAUCACCAAAUGGCUUGGAGAUAAGAAAUGAUAAUUUUGCAUUCGAAUCAAUUCGUGCUACGGCGGGAGUUACUUCUGGAAAAUGGUUUUAUGAAGUUCUAUUGCUCACCAAUGGUAUUAUGCAGAUUGGAUAUGCAACCAAACGCUGUACGUUCGGACCAGAAGAAGGUACAGGUAUCGGUGAUGAUCAUUACGGAUUUGCAUAUGAUGGAUGUAGAAAUAUCUUAUGGGCAAACGGUAUAUCCGUACCGUAUGGUGGCAGUUCGCCAUGGAAACCAGGAGAUAUUGUGGGUGUAUACAUGGACAUUAACCUCGGUUGUGUUCGUUUCUAUCUCAAUGGCAAAGAUUUAGGAAUGGUACAUCCCCUUAACAUUUCUCAAUUUCGAAAAUUGGCCGAAAAUGGACUGCAUCCUGCUUUGUCAUUUACUUCAUAUCAACAAGCUGUUGUCAAUUUUGGAGCCGAGAAAUUUCGAUAUCCACCAUCAUCAUUAUCUUACGAAAAGCUCAAUAAUCAUGUUCAACUAUCAGCAGAACUCCGUGAUUCAAUACAAAAGAGAGUUUGGAGAACUUCACGUUACCGAUCAAUGUCCAUAAGUUCUAGCUUGAAACAACUAUUUGAGGCGACCGAAGAUGACUUUGAUGCACAAUGUUCUAUUUGUUUUGCAAUGCCUCCUUGCAUUACCCUGGGGCCAUGUAAUCAUGAUGGAUUUUGUGUGGAAUGUGCCAAAAUGAUGAAUUUAUGUCCGCUCUGUAGGUGCCCAAUUUCAUCGAGAAGGCCUAUGAACAAUAAUAUUUUACCACCCUCCCCUACAAAAUUAUCCAUUUCAUCAUCAAUUCCAUCUACAGCUAUUGUUUUACCCCCAACACCACCCGAUUCUCGUUCAGAAUCUUCAAUCCCCUCUUUGGAUCCAGAUAUUUCACGUGGACUAGAGCCAUAA